AGUGUCAAUAAGCAAGCACUGGAACAAGGGCCUGGAAAGGCUGUAUGAUUUUUUCAUUGAAGAUAUCAAAAGUUCCACUGGGUGAGGUCCUGAGCAACCUAAUCUAACUUUGGAAUUACCUGGGAUCGAGUGGCUGGACUAGAUGACAUCCCACCAAAAAGCCCUUCCAACCUGCAUUAUUCCGUGGUGAGAGGCACCUAUUUCUGAACAUACAAACAGUGAUUUUAACACAUCCUCUGCUAGUGAGCAGAGGCACAGUGACUGCACAGCCAGGCUGCCACGAGGGGGGGAAAUGCUGGGUUUUUAAGGAGGCACAGCAAAAGCCUUGCGGGGCUCCCACGUGGGUGUAGCUGAGCUGAAAGCUCCGCUCUCGCAUCUCGGAGAGUGGCGAUUUCCAAAUGCCUGUUGUGUGUGCAGCCUGUGACACCAGCUAAAGACACAGAGGAGGUUCCUUGGUGGCUGCUGUGAUGCCAGGCAGAGCCAGUGCCAAGCUUUAGCUGUUGUGUCCAGCACAGCGGAAUGUGGAUUUCGACCCGGCUGCAUUAUCUGAAAAGCAGUCAAACCACUGGAAGAACACACAGUUCCUGCUGAAAAAGAUUCCUGAAAAUUGCUGUUGAAUUCAGGAAAAAACGAAUUCACACCAGCCUUAUCAGAAGGAGGGGCAUUCAACUCUGUCUGCACUGUUGAGCCUCCAGCCUCUGCAGACUGGAAUUUUUGCUGUUUCAUUGUCAUCAGUGUGGUAUCUCUGUGCUCUAGCACUGGAAGAUGGAAAUGAUGAGAAACACAGCAAAGUUGUUGUGGCUGCUGAGGCUUUUUUCUGAUAUUGUGCCAUUCACCUGUGAGAAAUCUGUGAGAGAAAGAGCUAUUGAGCUGAUGCAAGAUGCACGUUUGAUCGAUGGCCACAAUGACUUUGUGCUGCAGCUGAGAAUACUUUACCAAAAUAGACUCAGUGGAGUCAACUUAAGAGAACUCAACACGACCCGCACAAACCUUGUGAAACUUCAGGCUGGUUAUGUGGGAGCUCAGUUUUGGUCAGUGUAUGUUCUUUGCAGCGCUCAGAACAAGGACGCUGUGCGCCUGACCUUAGAGCAAAUCGAUGUCGUCAAGAGGAUGUGCAACAGCUACGAGGAGCUGGAACUUGUGACGACUUCCCAAGGUAUCUCUGACAGUAGAAGGAUUGCAUGUUUGAUUGGGAUAGAAGGUGGCCACUCCAUUGACAGCAGUUUGGCCACACUGAGGAUGUACUAUGACCUGGGUGUUCGUUACAUGACUUUAACACACUCCUGCAACACUCCUUGGUCUGAAUCAUCCUCUAAAGGAAUACACAACUUUUAUCCUAGUGUUACUGGUCUGACUGCAUUUGGCCAAGAAGUGGUAAAGGAGAUGAAUCGCCUGGGUAUGCUGAUAGAUUUAUCUCACACUUCAUACUCCACAGCAAAAGCUGCACUCAAUAUCUCAAAAGCACCAGUAAUUUUCAGCCACUCGUCAGCAUUUUCUGUUUGUAACCACUCAAGAAAUGUUCCUGAUGAUAUCCUCCAGCAACUGAAAAAGAACAAGGGAAUUAUCAUGGUGACUUUCAAUGCAGAUGUAUUGGCCUGUGGCAGAAAAGUUGUUAAUAUUUCUACCCUUGCAGAUCAUUUUGACCAUAUAAAGAAAAUUGCAGGCUCAGAAUCGAUAGGAAUUGGCGGUGACUAUGAUGGAGUGGAACGCUUUCCUGAGGGACUGGAAGAUGUCUCUAAAUACCCUUCUUUGAUAGAGGAGCUUCUCAGAAGAGGAUGGAAUGAAACUGAACUGAAAGGAGUCCUAAGGGAGAACUUUCUCCGUGUCUUCAGGGAAGUAGAAAAUGUGCGCAACACUUUUGGAGCAAUGGAUGUAGGUGAAAGUGAAAUUCUUCAAGAAGUACAGAAUUCCUGUCGCCUAGACCUUCGUAAGCCUCAGCUUCAGUCAUCCAGGUCUUUUGGAUUUCCUUCUGUGGCACAACCUUUUAGUCUGACACUGGCAUCAGGUUUAAUGCUGUAUUAUGUGUCAUAAGAUCUAUGGAGUCCAGAGAGAGAUUUAUGGAGUACUCUGCAAUUCAACUACUUAUCUUUCAAUGAUUUGUUAAUGGAAAACAAUAAUAAAUUUUAAUCAUAAUCUCUACAAAUUCAUCUGCAUACUUGAAAUAUCAUGUAAAUUAUAAAUGAUGUAGCAAAAGCAUUUAGAACUUGAAGUGUUAAAUUCUGUAUCAUCUUGGCUAGACUAGGACCAACACUGUUAAUGGAAAAUAUUCACAUUUAAAGAAUAAAUUCUGUAAUACUUGAUGCAUGGUUUUGGUACCCAUAUUGUGGAAUAAAAUACUGGAGUCCAGAACCAGCAGUUCCACACGGAAACUAGAGAUUAUGGUUAAGACAUGUGUGCCAAGAAGUUUCCAAAUAUUACUUCUUGUUAAAUCAUACAACUUCCAUCAGUAGUUGAUGGCUUACUCAGAGCAGACCAUCCCCUGCCAUAUGGAGAAGAGUGCUCUUUUGGUUUGCUUGGGGUUUUGUUUUGUUUUCUAAGAUGACAAGAUGAGUGACAAGCCUAUUCCAGUUCAAACUGCAUGCCUAUAACUAGCUGUAGAGAGCCAUCCUGCAGUGCUAAACUCUUAUUUUUGAGUCCUGACCAGGACAGUGGGCAACUGGACAGCUACUGAAGGGUGGAGGUAGGUCUCUUACAUUCAGGUGCAGGCAAUGUUAUAGAUACCUUUCUAUAAUUUGAGGACAGCCUGUUUGCAGCAUUUUCAUGAUGAUGGGAGCAAGAACAAGUCAAGAAUUCUGGUUAGUAAGAGGGUUGUGGAAAUCCUUUUGACAUUUAAACAAUUUAUCAUUAUCAGUAACAUCUUUUAUUAACUCUUUUCUAUUCUAGCUGGCUAAAAUCAGACCAUGGCCAGUGGAUUCAUAGACAUGAGAUUAGACAGAGAUCUUUUUGUUAUAAAUCUGCUGGUUUGGCCUUUGGAAUACAUUUUGAAAUACACAAGGUAUGUGAGGUUAGAAGCUCUUGUUGCAGAGAAGAGCUUAUUUUGAGAUAGGCCUGUUCUUCAUAGGCUCAAACAUGACAUUUUAGUCAAAUACACUGAGAUUCAUUAGGAAUUUAUAAGAUGGCAGCACCACAUCUUUGUAUGGUCAGUUUCCAGUGCUUGCUGGUAAAUGCUUUCCCAUGAUACUUGCUCUUAAUUGUGAUUUUAUGACACCAAUUUUUAUUUACUGGUAAGACAUCUGCAGAAUUUAGCCUUAGUGUAGAAUAAAAGCCCUGUAAUUGAUCUGAGGAAAGCAUUUGUAAACACGCAAAGUAUUUAACAACUGAAAGGGAAAGCUGAGUGUGAACAGGAUGAAGAAAACAGCAUAUCAGUUUUUUUCUAGAGGAAUUUGAGACUGUUCCCACCAUCCAUUUCUGCACUCUGUGUACAAGUGGGGUUUCUGGAAGGACCCUGUUCCUUUAUAGCUUCAAAAUUAAGCUUCAUUAAUUCUUUUCAUAAGAUGGUCUCCUAAAUAAAUAUAAAUAUAAAUAAAUAUAUUCUAAUUAUACUCCUGUAUGUUACCAAAUUCUUUACAAAUCAUGUGGAACAAUCUAGUUGUACACAAGCCAACUUGUAAAGAACAGUUUCUCAAUAAAUACUGAUCCUGGAUAUGCAUGUAGGAAAGGGAAUUACUGAUUCAGAAGUCUGGCCUCCCUGGUAUUGCUUGACUGUCAUCAGAGCAUGUUUUACUGGUAAAAUGACGAAUUCAGUAGGGCAAAUGUUUAAUUCCUAUCAGUACUCUUUCUAAUAGGUUCAAAAGCCAUUGGAAAACUGCCAUCCAUGGUUUCUUUUCUCAGAACUAGUACUCUGAUAUUUCUUUCCUUACACAAAAUGUAAGAUGCUUCUUUAUUCCUUCCAGCUGUUUUCUUUAUACUGUGUUGUCACUUUACUGCCUGCUAAUUUUUACUUCUUUACCUUCCCAUACUACAGCAUGGACCAAAAAUAUAUAUUCCUUUUCAUAAAAAUACAUCAAAUACUUUUAUAUGACUUGUCUUAUUUAUAACGUGUUGCACUUAUUUGUUGACUGCUUCUGCAAUGAGUAAUUUGUAACCUUGUGGCAAAACACAGACAUGAAAUUUCAAUAAAAUAUCAUUUAAAAUUG
This is a messenger RNA of Prinia subflava (tawny-flanked prinia), 4136 nucleotides long. Its product is annotated as dipeptidase 2-like. The transcript is spliced from 12 exons. Gene Ontology annotation, biological process: proteolysis. The coding region runs from base 766 to 2031 and encodes 421 amino acids. Gene Ontology annotation, molecular function: metallodipeptidase activity. Lineage: Eukaryota; Metazoa; Chordata; Aves; Passeriformes; Cisticolidae. The record is from RefSeq and is a predicted model, not a curated record.